Molecule: messenger RNA, 1283 nt
Organism: Linum trigynum
Lineage: Eukaryota; Viridiplantae; Streptophyta; Magnoliopsida; Malpighiales; Linaceae
Source: the annotation of a GenBank genome assembly
UAACUGCGAAAAUAUCUCACAAACAUGAUCAAUCGAUAUUAAAAUUGGUCUUAAUCAGAAAAAAUUGGGACUUUUUAUAGAAAAUUAGAUAUAUAAAUGAGGUAAAAAGCUAUAAGAACAACCAAGAACCCUAUGCAAUGCACCAUACCCGGAUGAAUUGAGAUUGUUAAAAUGCGGAUCAUGUUCAAGGAAAGAAAAAGUAACCAACAGCCAUUGAAUUUGAUCAAUGCGACGAUAAAUUCCCCUCUCCUCUCUUCUUCCAUUUCCAUUUACCACCCAGAUGACAGAGGCUUCUUCUUCAGCCAUGCAACACAACGACAACGACGGGGAAUCGAACCCGUACCCGGCCCACUGGGGUCCGACGGCCUGGGCCCUGCUCGCCGAUCUCCGGCAGCGCUGCCCUCUGGUCCAGUGCCUCACCAAUUUCGUCUCCAUGGACAUGGCCGCCAACACCCUCAUCGCCGCCGGCGCGUCCCCGGCAAUGAUCCACUCUCUGGGAGAGAUCCCUGACUUCACCCCUCAGACCCACGCGCUCUGCGUCAAUGUGGGCACACUCUCCCCCUCCUGGGUUCCUGCCAUGAAAGCCGCUGCAGAGCUGAUGAUUAAGUUGGGGAAGCCUUGGGUUCUUGACCCAGUUUCCGCUGGCGCUUCUGGGUUCCGCUUGAAUACUUGUUUGGCACUCGUCGGGUUGAAGCCUACCGUAAUUCGAGGGAAUGGGUCUGAGAUCAUUGCUCUGUCCAAGGCUUCUCUCGGUGCCUCCAAGGGUGUAGAGAGCGCCCAUGGGUCGUCCAUGGAUGCACUAGAAGCAGCCAAAUCCUUAGCUAAGUCGAGCGGAUCCGUAGUUGCAGUGUCAGGAGCUGUUGAUAUUGUCACUGAUGGCAAUCGAGUUGUUGGUGUUCAUAACGGAGUUCCCAUGAUGCAGAAGAUCGCAGCAACUGGGUGUGCAGUCACGGCAUUCAUAGCUGCCUUUGUUGCUCUCGACCCAUCACAUCCUCUGGAAGCAACAGCCUCUGCCCUCUCUGUAUUCGGCAUUGCAGGCGAGCUCGGAAUGGUUCUGGCGAAAGGUCCUGCUUCGCUACGGGUGCACUUGAUCGAUUCCUUAACCGCACUUGAUGAAGCUGCUUUGCUAUCUCGAGUAAGGAUCACCGAUAUGUAAGGCUGCAAGCGCAAGCUCGUAAUAUCUCGGUAAUGUGUCUGUGACUAAUGGCGUACAGAGUUUGCAUAGAUUAGUCUUGGCAUGAAUCAGCAUCAUCUAUAUGUAUGAAUAAAGGAGCUGUCAGUUC